ACAGCUCGUGAGGCGCGGGGAGGCGCGCGCCGCGAAGGCGAGCGAGCGAGAGGGCGGCGAAGUCGGGUGGAGGCGCGGCGCGGCGGAAGCAAAAGCGGCGAGGAGGUGCACGGACGCCUUGCCUCUCUUCCACCACCCUGCGUUCCCCGCUCGCCCAUCAUGUCCCAGCCUCUGCUCCCGCAGCUCACCCAUGCGCUGCACCACCCACGCGCGCUCCCCGCGCUGCUGCGCACGCUGCACACGCGCGCACCCGCCACGAGCGCCACGCUCCUCUCCCUCCUCCUCUCCUACCUCCUCAACGCCGCAUGGCUCGACUAUACGCUCUACCGCUCUCUCGGCACCGGCGGGCUCGCGCCCGGCGGCGUGCUUGGCUGGCUAGUCCAUACAUUCUGCCUCAGGCCGCUGGCCAUGGCGCGCGGCCGGGAGAUUGACGCCAAAGCACUGCCGCUGGCAGACGGCGAGUUGAUGGGCGGGAGAAUGACGCUUGAAGGCCUGCAAGAGAGGGGCACAAGGCCGAGGACUUUUGGGUUGAUGCCGCAUCGUCAGUUGGAGGAGGGUCGCAAGGAGGGCACGGAGGAGUAUCAGGCGAUCCUAGCGCAUCUCAAUCACCUCGCAGCACACAACACCUCCCUCACUCGGUCCCUCUCCGUGCUCGAAGCACACACCGCGCCCUCUCUCCAAGUCACACACGCCCCUGCAGCAAGCCGCGCCACGUCGCUCUCGCAGCUCUUCCUCUCCGGCCUGCACGCUCCGCGCUCCAACGCCUCUUCUUUCUCGCGCGAGUUUGCGCACCUACACGCACACGACGGCUCGCUGCACGUCGUGCUCGCGCCACAAGAUGCGGCGCUGCUCCUCGAGCGGCGCUGGGGCGAGCUGCAUCGCCUCGCAGGCGUCGCUUAUCGCGGCAGCUGGUGGCCUCCCGUCUGGCUGCCGAUGCCCAUCUCGGCGGCGGCGAGAUGGGCAUACCUGCACGACAAGGCACGCAAGGGAGAGAAGGCGAAGAUCUUGCCGCCGACUUACUGCCUCGUCUAUGCCCCGCGCUCGAGGGAAGAGGUGGAGAGCGUCAAGAUGGUGCUUAACGCGGCCGCUACUUUCGCACUCGGCCAUCCUCCGCAACUCUGAACGUCAUC
This is a messenger RNA of Tilletiopsis washingtonensis, 1130 nucleotides long. RefSeq lists its product as hypothetical. The record is from RefSeq and is a predicted model, not a curated record. The coding region runs from base 160 to 1122 and encodes 320 amino acids. Lineage: Eukaryota; Fungi; Basidiomycota; Exobasidiomycetes; Entylomatales. The transcript has 2 exons.